UCGGUUCACUGAGCUAUAUGAUCAAACUACUUUGUGACACUGCUGUUGCUGUCGGUUCUGAUCAGUAUUUGGAAUAGUGUACUAUUUUCUGUAUCUUUUUCAUUUUAAGAAAAACAUAGUAGUAGCACAAGAUGUUUUUAACACGUUCGGAGUAUGAUCGUGGAGUAAAUACCUUCUCACCAGAAGGUAGAUUGUUUCAAGUAGAGUAUGCCAUAGAAGCGAUAAAGCUUGGUUCUACUGCUAUUGGAAUUGCAACAACAGAAGGAGUUGUUUUGGUAGUAGAAAAACGAAUUACUUCUACUUUAAUGGAGCCAACAACAGUAGAAAAAAUUGUGGAAAUUGAUAAACACAUAGGAUGUGCAGCAUCUGGACUAAUGGCUGAUUCAAGAACAAUGAUUGAAAGAGCUCGACUUGAAUGUCAAAAUCAUUGGUUUAUUUAUAAUGAAAAAAUGACAGUCGAGUCAACUGCUCAAGCUGUAUCUAAUCUGGCUAUACAGUUUGGAGAUAGUGAUGAUGAUGGUUCUGCUAUGUCAAGACCAUAUGGUGUAGCAAUGUUAUUUGCUGGAAUUGAUGAAAAAGGUCCACAGUUGUAUCAUAUGGAUCCAUCUGGUACUUUUGUUCAAUUUGAUGCAAAAGCUAUAGGAUCUGGUAGUGAAGGAGCUCAACAAAAUCUGCAAGAAGUAUAUCAUAAGUCCAUGACGCUUAAAGAAGCGUUAAAAGCUGCGCUAACGAUAUUGAAGCAAGUAAUGGAAGAAAAAUUGAAUGAUACCAAUAUUGAGGUGAUGACUAUGACACCUGGACAAUUAUUUCACAUGUUUACUAAAGUGGAAUUACAGGAGUUGAUAGAUUCCGACAUGUCAAAAGAAGAUCUCUUAAGACCAACAGCCGGUAAUUCCUUCCCAACCAACAAAAUAUCCCAACCAACCACCUCCCUUAUUGGAUAAACACAAUCAAGAAACUUCCAAUGUUUCUAAAUAUAUUCCUGUAUCUUUUUAAUCUUACAUAUAUUUUUCACAUAUAUUUCUCACAUAUAUUCUUACUUAUUAUU
Molecule: messenger RNA, 1048 nt
Organism: Pseudomyrmex gracilis
Lineage: Eukaryota; Metazoa; Arthropoda; Insecta; Hymenoptera; Formicidae
Gene: Prosalpha5
Product: proteasome subunit alpha type-5
Exons: 4
Coding region: 132-944 (270 amino acids)
Biological process (GO): proteasome-mediated ubiquitin-dependent protein catabolic process
Cellular component (GO): proteasome core complex; nucleus; proteasome core complex, alpha-subunit complex
Source: RefSeq, a predicted model, not a curated record